Messenger RNA from Gastrolobium bilobum, 781 nucleotides. RefSeq names its product protein TIFY 10A-like. The record is from RefSeq and is a predicted model, not a curated record. The transcript is spliced from 5 exons. NCBI's taxonomy places the organism in Eukaryota, Viridiplantae, Streptophyta, Magnoliopsida, Fabales, Fabaceae. Gene Ontology annotation, biological process: response to wounding; regulation of jasmonic acid mediated signaling pathway; regulation of defense response. Gene Ontology annotation, cellular component: nucleus. Bases 1 to 720 code for a protein of 239 amino acids.
AUGUCGAGCUCAUCGGAGUAUUCGGGGUUUUCCGGCAAUCAGCCGGCGAAGUCGCAGGAGAAGUCCUCAUUCUCCCAGACUUGUAGUCUAUUGAGCCAAUACCUCAAGGAGAAGGGCAGCUUCGGAGACCUUACCCUCGGGAUAACAUGCAACACCGAAACAAAUGGGUCCUCUGAGACAUCAUGUCACUCUGCAACAACCAUGGAGCUGUUUCCUACCAACGUGACACCACAACAAAACCUGACAACUAUGGAUUUGCUCUCUCCACAAGCUGCUUAUCCUCGCCACACUGAGGUUCCAACCUUGGUAAACUCAAGUGCAUUUAAGUCUACAGAGAAGGAACCUAAAUCUGCACAGUUGACAAUGUUUUAUGCUGGGCAAGUUAUUGUAUUUGAUGAUUUUCCCGCUCACAAAGUGGAGGAGAUGAUGGCAUUUGCCACCAAAGGAAUCUCCCAAAGCCAAAAUUCCUCUGCUGCUUAUACUUCCACUCACAGUCAGCCUUCGAUUAUUCCUAAUAUCAACCCUCAAAUACCAUCCAGACCAAUUCUUUGUGACCUACCAAUUGCUAGGAAAGCUUCACUUCAUCGGUUCCUGGAGAAGAGGAAAGAUAGAAUUGCUGCCAAAGCACCAUAUAAAACAAGCAAUCCCAUCACGGCCCCUAAUAAGCCGGUUGAAUCCAUGUCAUGGCUUGGAUUGGGUGCUAAAUCAACACAAAUCUAAGCGCAGUUCCAAUCUCAAGUAGUUUUAGCCUUUUUUUUUAUGGGCUUCUCCACAAGCUCUG